GUUUGAUAAUAGAAGUUGGAACAGUUUUCGCGCUUCCCCAUUCGUACUGAAGGAAGAACAUGAACAAGUUGAUAGUGCUCAUUUUCAUCUCUUUUGUAGCAACCUCAUCACAUGACAGUCCUGUCAAAGAGGAUAAACCUCAAUCUCCAGGAAGCGUUCAGGAGGAGGGUUGUUACAAGGAGUUGGGAUGUUUCAAGAAAGGAGGGAAUUUUUUCGACACCCUGGAUUUUCUUCCUCAGGAUCGUGAGGUUAUCGGCGUGAAGUUUCGUCUUUAUACGCAAAAAAAUAAGAAAAACCACGUGAUUUUAGAAAUCGACUCAAUCGAGUCACCAGGAGAUUCUCUAUUUAGUGCAAGUCGAGAGACGAAGAUACUUAUUCCUGGUUAUUUCCAUAGCUUAGAGGUUUACGGAGAUUGGAUGAAAGAUAUGAAGAAUGCUUUAUUGGAACAAGGAGAUUAUAACGUCAUCACUACAGAUUGGUCUGGUGGGAAUACGCUAAAUUACCCUCAAGCUGUAGCUAACACAGAAUUAGUUGGAGCAGAAAUAGCAGCCUUGAUCAAGUUUCUACAGAAAACUACAGAGGUCAGUCCUUCUGCCUUUCACUUGAUUGGUCACAGUCUAGGGGCUCACGUGGCGGGUUAUACCGGAGAGAGAAUAGACAAAAUUGGUAGAAUUACCGGUCUAGAUCCUUCUGGACUGUACUUCAACGGAAUGCCAACAGUUGUACGUCUUGAUCCGUCAGACGCCCAGUUUGUUGAUGUCAUCCACACGGACACUGGCAGUGAUAUAAUACCUGGAAAUGGAAUAGAACAGUCAGUGGGUCAUCUUGACUUUUACCCCAACAACGGAGAUACUCAGCCAGGAUGUAUUCUUCAACCCUUAGAUGUUAUUCUCCGUCGAGGCUUAAUAAAAGGCUUCCAACAACUUGUCGCAUGUGAUCACAUACGGUCCAUACAUUACUUUUUGGACUCCAUCAACGAUAACACUUGCGAGCCAAUAGGUGUCGCGUGUGACACCUGGAGAGAUUUUAUUAACGGAAACUGUAUCGACUGUGGAGAGGGGGGAAGGAAUUGCGCCUUCAUGGGAUUCAAAGCAGAUAAACUUCGUCAGUAUAAAAACGAAACGAUGAACAAAAAAUUCUACCUGACAACUCGAUCAACCAUCCCGUAUUGUCUGUACCACUAUCAGGUGGUGGUGGAAUUAGCCAAUCAUCCAGAUAGUGAGACACAAAUGGGUGAGUUGUAUAUCAUCAUGGAGGGAGAAAAGGAUAACCUAGAAAGCUUAUUAAGUGAAGGAAAUGAAAGAUUCCAAAGUGGAGCACAAUAUUCUUAUUUAGUAACAAGUAAAAGGGACAUUGGACAGUUGAAAGGAAUCACCAUAAGUUGGUCUCAGUCCUUACUGCUAUUUCUUGACCCAGACAUUUGGUCCAUGGAUUCGGAUAAGGAACAUAUGUUGUUUCUCAGCAGCGUGAAGAUAAUUCGUCUGAGCAUCAACUCAAGAGAAAAGAAAGCGGAUCCUUUCUUGUUCUGUGUUGACUCAAAAUCUCCUCUCCGACCUGGGAAUAAAACCUCUUUGCUAGUUAACGAAGUUGGGAGUUGCAUGAAUCCUUGACUUACACUUCGUGGUCCAAGUUCAUAACGUUUCACUAGAAUAUCUGUGUUUUCAGUUCACUUAUAUAUUAUAUCAUGAAUCAUUUGUUAAUAACUGUAAUUAUGGCUAAGAUACUAAGACGAUUUUUCUGUCGUCCCUAACUUUGAACUACUGACCAGAGGAAAAGCAGACAAUUCGUUUGUUGUUGUUUUUAGAUCAAAGACACACUGAGCUAUCUGCUGUGUCCACCGCGUGGGGAUCUAACUACGGAUUUUAGCAUUGUAAGUCCGUAAACUUACCGCUGAUUAAUAGGAAGAAAAGCAGCCAGUUAGCAGCACUCUACCAACCACCUUCCAUACUAAGGUAUUGAGCCCGGCAUGGCCAGGUGGCUAGGGCGCUCGACUCGUAAUCUGCGGGUUCGAACACCCGUCACACCAAAAAUGCUCGCCCUUUCAGCCGUGGCAGCGUUAUAAUGUG
Molecule: messenger RNA, 2066 nt
Organism: Limulus polyphemus (Atlantic horseshoe crab)
Lineage: Eukaryota; Metazoa; Arthropoda; Merostomata; Xiphosura; Limulidae
Product: pancreatic triacylglycerol lipase-like
Exons: 10
Coding region: 60-1610 (516 amino acids)
Biological process (GO): lipid metabolic process
Molecular function (GO): lipase activity; carboxylic ester hydrolase activity; protein binding
Source: RefSeq, a predicted model, not a curated record